AUGCCUAGUCCUAUUGUAGGGACAUGGCACGCCAAUGGUUUCUAUGGCAACUUCAGAAGCAGAUGCAGGAGUGACUUCACCCAGGAGUAUCGUAAAGCAGCCCAGCCACAACCUCCUGAUCUCUUCCUGAGGAGAAUGAAGGAAACCCCUUCAAAGCACAUAUUCUCCAAGCACGACAACAGGCAUGCCUUCCCAGGAUCAGCAACAUAUUUUGAGAAUGGCUUAGGAAGAAGGCGAAUAGAGGGGAGCCUUCCCAACACCCAUAACAUAAUCGACUGGAUUCCCCUGAAGGAAGAAUUACAACGUGAGAGGCCCCUCAUUUCAAGCUACCAGUCUGACUUCCGCUCCAGAGACAAGGUCCCUCAAGUCUUAGUCUGUCACACCAACUUGCAAGGGCAGUCCCUCCAACGCACACCUAGCACCACUUACCAGCGUACAUACCGGAGCUACUGUUUGCGCGAACCCAGUCUCAGUAUAGUCAAACAGCAAGAAGCCAAAGAACCCAAACUUGAGGAGCCUGAGGCCCCCGCUCCCACCUCCACUGAGGCCCCCGCUCCCACCUUCACUGAGGCCCCCGCUCCCACCUCCACUGAGGCCUCUGCUCCCACCUCCACUGAGGCCACUGUAACAGAUGUUAGCACAGCUGCCAAAGCCCUUAUUCCAGGACCUUCUUAUGGGCCUCCUAUGCCUCACAAGCCACCCCGACUGACUGUCUCAGACUGUUUGCGCUGGCACAAUUAUUGA
Varanus komodoensis (Komodo dragon) is the source of this 744-nucleotide messenger RNA. RefSeq names its product chromosome unknown C3orf84 homolog (gene CIMIP7). The coding region runs from base 1 to 744 and encodes 247 amino acids. NCBI's taxonomy places the organism in Eukaryota, Metazoa, Chordata, Lepidosauria, Squamata, Varanidae. The record is from RefSeq and is a predicted model, not a curated record. The transcript is spliced from 4 exons.